AUGAAGCAGAACGAACUGGCAAGCGAAGAUGGCAUUGGCGUCGGUACUGCUCCAGGAGCAUAUCGAGCUCCUGACGGCAGUCGCCCAGAAGCAGAAAGACGCCCCUUGACUCUGCCUCCAAACACAAGCUUGGAAAAGUUCAACGACUUUAUGCAACGCAUUGCUGAUAUUAUUGGCUCUGAAAAUGCCACGGUCAUCUCUAGUGACAAUGAGCUCAAGCAUGAGUCUUACCUUGAUCCCAGCAAGGCUUACGAUAUGUACCACAUCACGCCAAAGGAGUAUUUCGUCAGCUCGGCCGUUGUCGCCCCUAAAAAUGUACCUGAUGUGCAAGCCAUCAUGCGACUGUGCAACGAGUUCGAGAUACCCGUGUGGCCCUUCAGCAUCGGUCGAAACGUCGGAUACGGAGGUGCAGCACCAAGAGUUCCAGGAAGCAUAGGUCUCGAUAUGGGCAAGAAUAUGGCAAAGAUCUUGGAAGUCAAUGUUGAUGGUGCUUUUGCUUUCGUCGAGCCAGGAGUGACAUUCAUUGAUUUGCACAACUACCUGGUUGAGAACAACUUGCGCGAGAAGCUCUGGAUUGAUGUUCCUGACCUCGGAGGCGGUUCAGUGAUUGGAAACACUGUCGAGCGUGGUGUCGGAUACACACCAUACGGAGAUCAUUGGAUGAUGCACUGCGGUAUGGAAGUCGUCCUGCCAGACGGUACUCUAUGGCGCUCGGGAAUGGGUGGUCUUCCAAACCCAAACGCCGACCCCAAUGCGCCUCCACACGAGCAAGCUGCAAACGAGACGUGGGGAUUGUUCAACUAUGGCUUUGGUCCCUACAAUGAUGGCAUCUUUACUCAGUCUUCUCUGGGUAUUGUCGUCAAGAUGGGUAUUUGGCUCAUGGUCAAUCCUGGUGGAUAUCAAAGCUACCUCAUCACUCUGCCGAAGGACGAAAACCUGCAUCAAGCUCUGGAGAUCAUCAGACCUCUCAGAGUGGGUAUGGUACUGCAAAACGUUCCUACCAUGCGACACAUCCUGUUGGAUGCGGCUGGCAAUCGAAAAUCAUACACAGACUCAGACAAACCUCUGACCGACAACGAACUCGACGCCAUUGCCGAAAAGCUCAACCUCGGACGCUGGAACUUCUACGGCGCAGUCUACGGCCCCCCUCCCGUCCGCGAGGUCCUACUCUCAGUGAUCAAGCAAUCCUUCCUCCAGAUCCCUGGAGCAAAAUACUACGAGCCCAAAGAUAUGCCCGACAACAUCGUGCUUCAAACAAGAAACGAUACACUACAAGGCAUCCCAAGCACGACGGAACUUAAAUGGGUCGAUUGGCUACCAAAUGGCGCACACCUAUUCUUCUCACCUAUUGCCAAAGUGUCUGGUGAUGACGGUGUAGCUCAAUACCAAGUCACCCGCCAACGAUGCGAGGAAGCCGGCUUCGAUUUCAUCGGCACUUUUGUCGUGGGAAUGCGCGAAAUGCACCACAUAGUCUGCAUAGUCUUCGACCGCAAAGACCCAGACUCACGCCGGCGCGCCCACUGGCUCAUCCGCACCUUGAUCGACGACGCAGCAAAGCGCGGUUGGGGCGAAUACAGAACCCAUCUCAGCGUCAUGGAUCAGAUUGCAGAUACAUACAGUUUCAACGAUAACGCGCAGAUGAAGUUGAAUGACAAGAUCAAAGCUGCUCUUGAUCCCAAAGGUAUCAUCAGUCCGGGAAAGAAUGGAGUGUGGCCGAAGCAGUAUAAUAAGGAGGAUUGGAAGGUGCCGGAGCAGUAG
Molecule: messenger RNA, 1758 nt
Organism: Aureobasidium namibiae CBS 147.97
Lineage: Eukaryota; Fungi; Ascomycota; Dothideomycetes; Dothideales; Saccotheciaceae
Product: vanillyl alcohol oxidase
Exons: 6
Coding region: 1-1758 (585 amino acids)
Biological process (GO): lactate catabolic process
Cellular component (GO): mitochondrion
Molecular function (GO): D-lactate dehydrogenase (NAD+) activity; D-lactate dehydrogenase (cytochrome) activity; FAD binding
Source: RefSeq, a predicted model, not a curated record